GUUCCACAGAAGAAAUUGGAAAGUGUUCUCUUUUUUCUCCUUCUCCGAUUAGUCAGAGUCUCGUCUCGCGUUUACUACGGUUUGGAUAAAGAAUGUUGCGAUCAAUUCUUGAUUUUUCUGUUUUCUUCUGAAUUCGGUAACAGCAAAUUCCAAAUUUUGAGGUACGGUUUAAGUUUUUCUAGUUUGGUUUUUGUAUUUUAGGAGACUUGUUGAAAUUCUAGGGUUUAAAUUGUUUUAAGAAGAGGAAUUUUUGGUUAUGGAGGUGAAUUCGAUGGGACUAAAUUGUCGGUGUCUUGAGUUAGAAGAAAGGGUUUUAAAAGGUGAAGAAAGGUACACUCACUUAGAAACAGAGUUGCAGAAACGAAACAAUGAGUUUGAAUCACUUGAAUUGAAGUUUAAAGAAUUGGAAUCAGAGAAGUUAGUAGUUGAAGAAGAGUCAAGGAAUCUUAAAGAAUCUGAGGAAGGUGCAUUGAUUGAGCAGAUGAUGGUGAACAGAGCAUUGGAGGUUGAGAAGCAGAGGAUUGGAAAAUAAAGUUUGAGAAACUUGUGGAGACUGUUCGAAAGUUAGAUGAAAUUGGUGGGUUUAGAUAUGGAGAAUUUGAAUUGGAUGAGAAUGUGAAGUUAGGGUUGGAGUUAGCUAGGAUCAAGAAUACAGAAUCUUGUAAAGUGUUUAAAGAUGACUUGACUAGGGAAGGAUUAGGUUAUCAUCAAGGAUUAGGUGAGAAGAAUCGUAGAUCGGUUUAUUAGUAUAAAUCCGCUUGUGUUUCGCUUUUCCGGUGUAAUGGAUUUGAUUUUGUUUGUGUUUAUUUUGUCAUGUAGGCUCACCUUGUAUGACCACACCGGUUAAAGACUAUAUAUUAGGGAGAGACAGAGAUAGAGACAGAGACACCAUGUCUUCUCGGAGACGAGUGAAUAAGAUGUUGUCGUUUGAAGAUGAUGGUCACAAAUUGACUGAUGUAGUUGAUUUAUGUGAUAGUGAAACAGAGCAGAGAAGUGAGGAGGAGGAAUUUGCUGAUGUUAUGGAUACUAUAGAGGAGGCAAAUAUUGGUGAGAAUUAUGAAGAUGAAGAUGUGGAAGCUUGUGAUGCUAACACAAGUAGUCCUCUUUCUAGGCGUAAGAGGAAGCGGGUUAUUGCCAGCGAUGAUGAUGAUGAUGCUGAUGAUGAUGAUGAAGAUAAUAUACCGAUUUCAAUACUCAAGAAUUUGAAACCAACUAACCAAGAGAUGUCAGAUUUGUUUGAUACACCUAACAAAGGAGAGAGUGAGUCUAGAAGAUUGAGUGGACAACGUCGAGUGUCGUCAAGACUGAAUAAAAAGAGAGUUUCUGAAGAGGUAUCUGCUUCAACAGAGAGACUUGUGGGAAUCCCAACAACCGAUAAUGCCGAGGAUGAUGAGACAGAAGAAGAAGGUUCAGAGAGUGAGGGUGAGAGUUUAGAUGGGUUUAUUAUCGAUGAUGAUGAUAGUCAGGAGUCUGUCAGUGAAAAGUCUGAUGAAAUCGGGGUAGAGGAAUCCGAUGGAGAAGUUGGUUAUGCUGAUGUUAUGUCAAGGUUAAGGAGGGAGAAGAAACCCGAGAAGCGUAAAUGGGAGUAUGAGGCAGAUAUGUUGGCAGAUUUCGGUAAAGAUCCUGAGCUUUGUAUGAGAGCGGUUUGUGUUCUGUUUAGGUUUCAAACAGAAGAUGAAAAAGUGGAAAGAUCAAGUCAUGUCUCUAAUGGUCGCGGUUUCAGCAAGGUUGACGCUGUAAGGGGCACUAGCAUUGCACUGUUUCUGACGGAUGGAGAUUCCGCAGGCGAUAUGAAGAAAUCCGUUGAGGAAUUGAAAGUUUUUGACUUUAAAGGCGUAGAGAAAUGCGAAGAAUUAGCACGCAAAUACUCUAAACAACUCUUCCAGAUCUAUAACAACAGAGAAGAUCCAUUCUUUACUCUUCCUCCAUCUCCAUGACUUGGAGAAUUAGCUAGUAGUCAACAGCUAGUUUAUGGUUAUGUUUUUUUUUUUUUUUUGUGGUAAAUUUUAGUCCCGUUUGAGAUGAAAACCAGAGAUUAAUCUAAUAGGAUUAGAGUCUAAAUUUACUUUUUAGGUGUAAAUGGAAGGAUGAUUUGGAUUAUGAUGAUGACUGAAACAUAGUUUUGAAUAAUAUUUACUGAAAUUAUGAUCUUUAAGCUUAGCUUCUGAUUACUUGAAUGUCUUUCACACCAUGUCUUAAGUUUUCUCUGUUCGUUAACGUUUUAGAUAUAUCCUUAUGUCGAGAUUUGU
Messenger RNA from Arabidopsis thaliana (thale cress), 2249 nucleotides. RefSeq lists its product as uncharacterized. Bases 831 to 1937 code for a protein of 368 amino acids. The transcript has 2 exons. NCBI's taxonomy places the organism in Eukaryota, Viridiplantae, Streptophyta, Magnoliopsida, Brassicales, Brassicaceae. The record is from RefSeq and is marked reviewed.